Molecule: messenger RNA, 582 nt
Organism: Schistocerca nitens (vagrant locust)
Lineage: Eukaryota; Metazoa; Arthropoda; Insecta; Orthoptera; Acrididae
Exons: 3
Coding region: 1-582 (193 amino acids)
Source: RefSeq, a predicted model, not a curated record
AUGUCAGCUUGGGGCCACGGAACUCCUAGGGCCACUACCGAGGACGAGAAGUGGCUUUUGCUACAUGUUGGCCACGAUUUGGUCCGCGGCGGGUUCCAGCCGCGCCUUCCGACUUCGCUGCCGCCCCCAGAGCAGCAGCAGCAGCCGUCGCCGCUACCACGCCGACAGCCCGUCCCGUUGAUGCCUCCCGCGCAGCUUCAUGCGGGAGCGCCCCGGGUGGUCGCUCCGGCGCCUGCGGUCCCUCUUCAGUCGCCACCGCCUUCGGAGCUGAUGGACGUCGACCCCUCAGCCGGGCCGCCUUCCCAAGCGGUGGCUGUGCAGCCUGUACUGCAGCCGCUUUCCUUGGGCACCCCCAAGGAGUCUGACACCGCAGCGCCUUGUCCGGCGCCCACUCAGCAGCCGUCGACGCUGCGUCAAGAGACGCUGCCUCUCUUCGUGGGUCCCGACGCCCCGUCGCGUCCAGUACCAGAAGCUGCGCCCGUGGUCACAGGCGUGCACCCUGACCUCGGUUUUCAGUCGGUGUUUCCCGAGGCCCCGCGCAGCCAAUGCUGGGCAGAUGAAGUUGAAAAAUUUUGUAUCUGA